Parasteatoda tepidariorum (common house spider) is the source of this 638-nucleotide messenger RNA. RefSeq lists its product as uncharacterized. Lineage: Eukaryota; Metazoa; Arthropoda; Arachnida; Araneae; Theridiidae. The record is from RefSeq and is a predicted model, not a curated record.
AGUAUACACACGGCAUCGAACUAUUGCUAUAAAAAGCAUACUUUUGCAUGUUUCCUUCUGUCUCGACAUGAAGUGUUUCAUAUUUACCGUUUUAUUGAUCUCUGUGGUUAUCCUUGUAACUGUACAAGGUCAACGUGGCGGUCCUGGUGGUAGAGGGCCUCCGGGAGGUCAAGGAGGUCCUGGUGGUAGAGGUCCUCCAGGAGGCCCUGGUGGUCGAGGAGGACCUGGGGGUCCAGGAGGCCAUGGUGGUCCGGGAGGCCAUGGUGGUCCGGGGGGCCAUGGUGGUCCAGGGAAAAUGUCAAUGAUCAUGCUACCCAUGUUUCCAGAGUGUGCACCUUAUGGUAAAUUAAUGUACGAUAUGUUUAAAGAAAUGCGGAAUAAUAACGAAAUUGGACCAGAACAAUGUCAGUCAGGAAAUCAUACAAUAUGCAUGUCUGAAGAUGUGGAAAAGGUUCGCUGUGCAGUAACUGAGCCAAUGCCACAAGAAUGUGUGGAUAAGAUUAUGAAGUUCGUAGAAGGAAAUUCAUGUAACGGAGCCGAAGUUUGAAGAGAUCGAGAUUUAAAUUAAAAAUAUAACUGUUGCCACCUUUUAUGAUGAAACAUGAAAUGUCGCUGAAAUAAAUAUAUUCAAUUAUGAA